AUGAGUCGCCGCUCCUCACUACAGUACCCGCUACAAAGUGGUGGGCUACUAGUUGGGCAUCAAUGCAAUGGACUGUUGGGUAGCCAAAACAAUGGACUGGGUCAAGGCAGUGGACUAUUAGGGCAUCAAAAUGCCACCCUACUACCAAGCCAUCAAAGCGCAAGUUUUCUGCAAUCUCUUAAAAAUGGCAGUCACACGACCAACUUCGAUGCCUACGGAAGCACGGCGUUAGAACGGACACUUAACGCUGAUGCGUCGUUCCAACGAUCCUACCGGCUGGGCUCGCAGCCGACGCUUCUGUUAAGCCGGCGAACGUUUCUGGCACCCGGCUAUGAAACAGGCCCUCUUCCGCCCUCUUCGUCCCGAACACACCUGCCCGACAGCCAUUUGGCACGUUACCAUCGACGCUCCCAACCAUCUCUGCUCUGUACGUUCGACCACAACAAUAUGGAUCCGGACUCGGUGCUACGUCACUCUCAACCAAUGCUAUUUACCGGCGAACGAAUCCGCGUCGAGGCGAGGAAAUCCUCACCAAUGGCUCGACAUACUCCAUCACAUACUCCACCUACAUCAAGCUAUGCUAUAGAUGGCAGGUCGCCAAGAAUGUAUAAUCCGCCAGCACGAGCGUUGACUUCACAACAAUUGGUGGGGAAGUAUCAGAAUUCGUAUCCUAGUUCUCCUGGCUCUCCGACAUUGCAACGAAGGUUUCCGAUCGCUUCGGCGUCGGAACGGCGGAUACUUAAACGUGCCCCACAAUCUGACUUAGCUUAUCGUUUGCAGAGACAGCACAUUGAAGGACAGUCCAGUCAGUCGCCGGUCGAUGGGAGAGCUUAUGGUAGGUUAACGGUUUUUAGUUUUUAAUUCAAAAGUUGAUUUUUUUGAAUUUUAAAAUUUAAAAAUGUUAUCUUUUUAAAUUUAUCAAUUUAAAAAUGAUUUUUGGAUAUAAAAUCUUUGCACAAAUCCAAAUUUUUUACAAUUUACAAUAGUAUAUUCAUAUUUAUUCUUCUUUAGACCUAUAAUAUAUAGAAUUCUAAUUGUAAUGUAACGGUCGCUUUCCAGAAUUUAUAAUAAUUCAUUAAUAUUUGUCAUUCAAUUUAGUCUUUUGUUAUAGGGGUUACAUUCAUUUUACUAUUCUUUCCUACCGAGUGUGGGAAUUACUUUUGACGCGAAGAUAAUAGUGUUCAGUUUGGGUUCACAUAAAAAAAUUUACUGUAAUUUUUUAGAGAGCUUUCAAAAAAUUUUUUUUUCGAAAAUUUUUCUGAAAAAAAAGUUUGAACUUCGUCGGCCCCUUCUGUUGAUUCUUUCAAAAAAAAAAUUUUUUUUAAAUUUUCGCAAAAAAUAUGAACCUGCCCCCUCCGUGUUAAUAUUAUCAAAAACAUUAAAAUUUUAAAAAAAAAAGUUGAAAUUUUUAUUCUUUUCAAAAAAUUUUUUUUAUUUUUUUUAAAGUUGAACUUGGUCCCUCCUGUUGACUUUUUCAAAUACUUUUUUUUAAUUUUAAAAUUGAAGAACUGUUUACUGAUAGCAUGAAUUUCCAAGAAGCUUAUUGUCAUUCUUUCUAAACACCGUCUUUGCUUCUUGUUUUCAUUUUCAUUAUCGCACUAAUGAAAAUAAGAAAAGUUUGGGCCGAAAACAAAUGUAAUUUCCGUUCAAAUGAGUCCAUAGGUUUGAAGUUGUUUUUAAACUUAAAUGGCUUUAGGCGGUUUAAGCAGGCUAUGAAUAUGAAAAAAAGCGGAUUAUGUGCGUAAUUGGCUUCGUUCUGGAAGACUUGUCUUGAGUUUGUUGAGGAGCUUGUUGUAAUAGAGGUAUUAGGGUUUGAGCGUCACAAGUUUUGGAGAAUUUGAAAAUACGCAUGACGAAACAGAUUAUUGAGAUAAUAGGCUAACUGCCAUUGAGGUAUGGUAUUUAUCUAGUACUAUUGUUAUAGUACAACUUUUUACUUUUUUUAUAGUACUUUUUAGUAUCAUGUUUAUAGGACUAUUUUAUACUAUUUCUUUAGUGCUAUUUGGUACUGUUUUCAUAAUACUGCAAAGUGCAAUAUUCGGUUUUAGGCUAGUCUGGUUUUCUCCAGACUGGCCUAAAACCGCGCCUUAGUAUCAGGCGUCGGAGUUGUUCUUUGUUAUUUAGUAUCGUUUUGUCAAAAUAGUACUAAAGAGCCCAAAAUGUUAUCUAAAACAUUUUUUUGCAUUCCAAAACAUUUGACACUCCAAAAAACGCAUCAAAACAUUCAAUGGCAGUAAAAUAAAUUACUUUUCUUGACAUUACAGCUACCGUACGCUUCACAAUUACGUGUUAAUUGUACGUGUUUGAUGUCGUUGGGGAAUUCGAGAAAACAUUUUUGGAAUGAAUAGUUAAAAUUGAAUUAAUUUCAACAUUCACGGCGACAUCAAAGCAGCUAAAAUUGAAGGUUUUUGGUCGUAAAAAAUGUUUGACGUAGUAGAGAGUGGCAUAUGUGGGUAUUACACGUAUGAAAUGUAAUAGUAAUGAUAUGUUUGAUUGUGCAAGACAUAAAGGUAGUGCUGGGUCUUAUACUUAAAAGUAGGAGGGGUGUAAUUUUGGUAACCAGGCUUGGAGAUAGGGCAUGACAUAGAAGUUAUCUUCCCCUAAAGCAAACCACAACGUAUUCUGCGCACUGUCCAACCCUGACCAUAACCCUUAUUGUGCCAUUUCAAAUGCAAUAGUAUAACCGAUUUACUUUUCCCUGGCCCAAUUUACUAUACCAUUAGUCAUAAUGAUAUGUUGCUGCUCCAGACGAUAAUUUAUGGCAUUUUUUCUUGCAGGCCAAGAAGUAAAAGCUGUAAAUAAUUCAUAAACUGUUUGCGAAGCGGUAUUUUAAUUCGCAUAAAAGCCAAAUGAAGGAAAUCUGGUUGGGUAUUAAGGGGAAAACAAAGUCAAUGUUCACCGAAAACAAAAUUUAAAAAUUUUGAAAAACUGCUAAGGUGGUAUAAGUACUAGGAUUAUGAGUAGGGCAGUGGUAAGGCAAAACAAAAGCUAGGGUUACGGAUAGAGCUAGGGCUAUGGCUAGAGCUACAGCUAGAACUAGAAGUCAGGACUGAGGGCUAAAGUCUAGGGCUCUGGGCUAGGGCUCUAGGCUAGGGCUCUGGGCUAGAGCUCUGGGCUAGGGGUAGGGAUCUGGGCAAGGACUAGGGCUCCGGGUUAGUACUAGGGCUAAGCUAUCUUUGUGAGUACUUACUUCUAUAGAGUAACCCCCAAAGCACUCUCUAAGCCAUCAUCAUAAUAAUUUUUAUUUCAUUGUCUGCAACUUACCACUAUAACACAAAGAUAUAUCAAAAUUAAACUCAUUUCUAAAAAUAACCUAAAAUAUGUUUAGUUUGUCAAAAAUGCUAAUCUGCACCAUGUUUAUUGUCUUGUCAUAAAUUCGACCAAAUUACUCGUAUGUCUUUUGGUUUUACUUUCCGCAUUUCCUUUUCACUGAGCCGAGAAAUUGAAAGAAUGACUGGUCAGCCGUUGACAACACUUUUGAUAGACAGAUUUUACAAAAAAAAGUUUUACUUCCUAGUAUUUAGCAUAGCAUAGACAAAAAAAACCUUCAGUUUGUGAGUAAAACUAAAAUUAAACUUUUUUAAAAUUAGAUAAGCCUAAACGUUAAGCCUAACACAGAAAAGUAAACUAAACCUGCACUUUCAAAGACAUUGUAAACAUGAAUUAUUCACAAUUCUAUACUGAAGGCAUCGAGUUUUUAAAAUAUGCAAAAUACUUGUGAAAUUCGGUUGUUAUUAGGGAGAUGAGGCUGGAUUAGGAGGUUGCUUGUUUUACGAAAAUAAGAUAAUAAUGUAGGCAAAAGAGCACGAAAAGGACCAGAAAAUGGAAUCAAAUUACUCGGAAAGACAUGGUUAAUAAAAGAGGAAGUUGAAAUGGACAACUUUCGAACUUGGUGAACUGGUACUGUACCUUUGAGGACGACAAAUUUAGUCUAUAUUAGUUUAACCCAUCCCAUCCAGCCCUGCUUUGCCCUACCCUACCCUACCUACCCUACCCUACCCUACCCUACCCUACCCUACCCUACCCUACUACCCUACUACCCUACUACCCUACUACCCUACCCUACCCUACCCUACCCUACCCUACCCUACCCUACCCCACCCUACCCUACUCUACCCUACCCCAUCCUACCCUACCCUACCUUACAUUACUUUCUUACAUUACCUUACUCUACUUUAGCCCAUCCUGUCCUUACCCUUAACUUGCCUCUAACCUGGCCCUGCCACUAACAUUGACUUGCCCCUACCCUUGUCAUGCCACUACUGUUGAAUUGCCCCUACCCUUGUCUCACCUCUACCCUUGCCUUGCCGCUAACAUCGGUUUUCCACCACCCUUACCUUGCUGCUACCCGUGUCAUGCCUUAAAACAAUAUAAUGUUAAUACACAGUAGUGUACUUUAGCCCUCAAAAGUUCAAAAAAGUUUCUUUUCACUAUUUGAUCUUUCAUUUUCUUCCCUGAACACAUGUCUCUAAACUUUUGUUUUUACUAAAAUAUCUUGCAAAGUACCUUAAUAUAUUCAACUACAAACUUCAACAAACACUUCAAACUAUGACAUUUCUUCAAGUUUCGAACGACUUGAAGAGUCUGUGGUUCCAUUAAAAAGACAGGAAAGUUCAAAUAAUUCUGUGCCCCCUCCUCAAAUCCCACAAAUUUGCUUUGAAGCGAGGCACAGAAUUAUUUAAACAACCUAAUAGCUUUUCUUCCUUAUAUUAACCUCAAAAUCUCCUAAUCUUAUAAUCAAUUCUAAUGUCAACGCUUCUUUUCUUCGCUUCAAACCCUUAAACAUGAAAUUUUUCAAACAAAUGUCCAAGCACUUAAACCCGAAUGUCAAAACGCAGGUGUUUCAGAUGACGAACCGCUCGUGGACCCAACCUACCUGGCUCUCAAAGAAGCCAAAUGCAAAUACGGGAGUCGUCGCGGCUCCUCGAAUCAAGAUUCCGCCACACCGUCGCCACAACACUUGUCGCAAGUCUCGCUACAGGAUUCCGGGUACGCCGAGACUACCGGCUCCAGAGGUCAGCUUCUGGGUUCGACUCCACAACUUCAUCAAGCCAGCCAACCUCCACCAGGAAUUCAAAGCAAGUUGUUAUGGACAACACCAUUAACAAUGAUUCAUAGGGCAUUGUUAACACUGUAUUUCACACCAGUUUUGGUUCUCUGACUUCUUGGUUUCGGAUUUUGAAAUUUGGAUUUAAAAUUACAGUUUUUAAAAAUUUAAAAUUAAAAAAAAUUUUGAAACUUCGAAAUUUCAAAAUUUUAAAUCUUUUUUCUAACUAAAAAUUCUCCUAAAGCAUAUUUUAAAAACUUUUUUAAAAAUUCAAAUUUAACUCUCAAGAAAUUUUGAAAUUUUUUAAAAUUACCUUUAUGCUUCAAUUUGAAAAUAAAGGUGUAAUUGUAACUUGCAAUAGACUCAAGUCUUAUAUAUGUGUGAGAAUAUUGUUUACGUGCUAACCUUAAUUAUUUUAGUUAGUGGUCCCAGUCGCCCGAGAGCACCAAAACUCAACAAACAAAUGAAGUCGUUGUCGUUGGACUGCGCGGAAAUGCCUCCACCGGUCGCCACUACCAUGCGAUCACCUUUUCGUAGGUUUUAAGGGAUUUGGAGGGGUUUUAGAGUUUAAAGAUAAGGUAAAAUACGUAGUCUUCUACGUUUUUAAAUUUUCGAAAUUUUUUUUUCAGUUUUUUAAAAAAUUUCAAAAUUAAAAAAAAAUUUAAUUACCAAAGCUAAUUUGAACAUUUAAAGCUAUUAAACCCUUUAAAACACCUUCAAAUCAAUUUUGUUAUGGCUAGAACAUCAUAAAAAAGCACAAAAAAGUUUUGUCGUUUUUUCCCAUAUCAACCCAAACAAAUUGUCGACAAAACUUUUUUCAAUGCCUAAAAUAUUCUUUAAAAAACCUUAAAGUUCAUUAGUUUUAGAAAGCAAGCCAGUACGAUCAGCACGAGGCUAUGCCACGUCUGGUGAGUCAAAUGAUUGGGGUCGUAGUGUCUCACCAAAAGCACCAUCACCAAGGAAGCUGCCGGCUCAGCCUGUACCACAACCAGUCAUUUCUGGUCAGGCACAUGUUCCUAUUCAGAAAGUUGGUAAGUGUCUUGGCAAAAAGAUCUUUUUAUACUGCCCGCCCUAUUUUUCAAUAUUUUUAAACUGCCCCAUCCACCCUUCCAAAAAAAUUUUAAUGAAAAAACAUGCCCUUUCCCGUAUUUUACAAAAACAUUAAAAAAACAUCCCCUCAUUAAAACAAUUUCAGUCGGAACCCACAUAGUGACCCACGACUACAUCCCCCCUGGCUGUAUGGACCCAUCAAAUGGCCUCUACAUCGGCGAUCGGCUUCAUAUCAUGGACAACGGUGAUCCUGACUGGCUUCAUGGCUUCCGAAUCACCGAUCGAUUGCAGCAACUUUUGAGUUUCCCCGCAACUUGUGUUGCAGCGAUUCAAUCGAAUGAGCAACCCAUGAAGCUGGUACAGAAUGUGCACAUUCCCGAAGCUAAGAUGCGAUUGUACCGUGACCAGGUGGUGUUCGCGCAGCCCGAUUCGUUGAGGGAGGAUCAGAAGGUCAGAGUGAGGAAUGUGCGAGGAGCUUGCGUUUACUGUCCGUUACAGUAUCUUAUGCUGUUGUAA
Molecule: messenger RNA, 6613 nt
Organism: Bursaphelenchus okinawaensis
Lineage: Eukaryota; Metazoa; Nematoda; Chromadorea; Rhabditida; Aphelenchoididae
Source: the annotation of a GenBank genome assembly